AUGUUGUCAACAACAGCUACUCGCCCGGUUGCGCUCUUCCUGCGCUUUAUGCAGUGGUCCAGCGCGGUCAUUGUCAUGGGUAUCACCUCCUACUUCAUCCACAAGUGGCCCAAGGGACAACAUACCAUCUACUGGGAAGUCAUCUCCACCCUGUCGGUUGCCUUCUUCCUCCCCGCGUUCGCGUCCCCGUUUCUGCCCCAUAAGCUGAGCCGAUUCGUCCUGCCGAUCGAUAUCAUCUUCUCGUACCUCUGGUUGACGGCCUUUAUCUUCGCCGCGCAAGACUACAACUGGCACAACUGCGCCUUCAACGCUCCCCCCGGUGCCAGCUGCUCUCUCAAGAAGGCCAACGAAGCGUUCAUCUUCCUGACCUUUAUCUUCACCCUCCUCGCCAUCCAUUUCGAGGUUCUCAACCUCUGGGCCCAGCGCCGCGAGACGACCCCUUACGAUGACAAGCACGACAGCCCCCGCGCUCCCCUGGAUGCUCCUGCCGCUGCAUAA
Messenger RNA from Aspergillus clavatus NRRL 1, 498 nucleotides. Its product is annotated as MARVEL domain-containing protein. The transcript is spliced from 4 exons. The coding region runs from base 1 to 498 and encodes 165 amino acids. The record is from RefSeq and is a predicted model, not a curated record. Gene Ontology annotation, cellular component: membrane. Lineage: Eukaryota; Fungi; Ascomycota; Eurotiomycetes; Eurotiales; Aspergillaceae.